AUGGAGAAAAAUGGUCGCUCUCCAGUUGCACCAACUCAGCACGUCAAUGGCCACGGUACAGCCAUAGUCGUCAAUGGUCAUGAAGCUCCAGUGGUCGCCAAUGGGCACGGCGGCAGUCAGGCAUUCCACGAUGGUGAUGCUUCAAGCGGAUAUGGCACCUUACGGAAUGACGCGUCCUUGCCACAGCCGUAG
Molecule: messenger RNA, 192 nt
Organism: Haemonchus placei
Lineage: Eukaryota; Metazoa; Nematoda; Chromadorea; Rhabditida; Trichostrongylidae
Source: the annotation of a GenBank genome assembly